Molecule: messenger RNA, 2043 nt
Organism: Vigna umbellata (rice bean)
Lineage: Eukaryota; Viridiplantae; Streptophyta; Magnoliopsida; Fabales; Fabaceae
Source: RefSeq, a predicted model, not a curated record
GCCGGGACAGGACGAAGAAGAAACUGUUACAAAAACCGAACACUCUCUUCUCUUCACUCAUUCACUCUGCUCUCACACCAUGGACCCUCCCGCAACCUACAUUUCCUCCUCCGAACUCCGCAAACACAACACGCGCAACGACGCGUGGAUCUCAAUCCAUGGCAAAAUCUACGACGUCUCCUCCUGGCUCCACCGCCAUCCCGGCGGCGCCCUCCCGCUUCUCACCGUUGCCGGCACAGACGCCACUGACGCCUUCCUCGCCUUCCACCCGCCCUCCUCCGCCGCCGCCCUCCUCCCCGCAUUUUCCACUAGCCACCUCCUCUCUGACUACGCCGUCUCUGCCGCCUCCUCCGACUACCGGAAGCUCCACUCCAAGCUCUCCGAACUCAACCUCUUCGAACGCAAGGGCCACACCACCCUCAUCUUGCUCUCCCUCAUCCUCACCCUCCUCCCUCUCUGCGUCUGCGGCGUCGUCUUCUCCGACAGCACGUUCGUGCACUUGCUCUCCGGCGCCUUGAUCGGCUUCCUCUGGAUUCAGAGCGGCUGGAUUGGCCAUGACUCCGGUCACUACAACGUCAUGCUCAAUCGCCGCUUUAACCGCGUAGCUCAGAUCCUUUCCGGCAACGUUCUCGCCGGAAUCAGCAUUGCCUGGUGGAAGUGGAACCACAACGCGCACCACAUUGCGUGCAACAGCCUCGACUUCGACCCCGAUCUUCAGCACCUACCCUUCUUCGUGGUCUCGUCUAAGUUUUUCAACUCUCUGACUUCCCAAUUUUACGAUAGAAAGCUCAAUUUCGAUUCCCUCGCUAGGUUUUUGGUCAGUUAUCAGCAUUGGACUUACUACCCCGUCAUGUGCUUCGCCAGGGUUAACCUUUUUGCUCAGUCUUUUUUCCUUUUGUUGUCGAACAGAAAAGUGGAGAGCAGAGGAAUUGAGCUUUUAGGGUUGCUUGCGUUUUGGGUUUGGUACCCUUUAUUGGUCUCUUUUUUGCCAAAUUGGUGGGAGAGGGUUUUGUUCGUUGUGGUAAGCUUUUCUGUGACGGGUAUUCAGCAUGUGCAGUUUUGCUUAAACCAUUUCUCUUCCAAAGUUUACCUUGGUCCUCCAAGUGGUGGUGAUUGGUUUGAGAAGCAGACUAAUGGGACUCUUGAUGUCAGCUGUUCUGCUUGGAUGGACUGGUUUCACGGUGGCCUGCAGUUUCAGGUGGAGCACCAUUUGUUUCCCCGGCUGCCGCGCUGCCAUCUGAGGAAGAUCGCGCCUUUGGUUAAGGAUCUGUGCAAGAAGCAUAACCUUCCCUACAAUUGUGUGUCCUUUUGGAAGGCCAAUGUGCUCACUAUUCAGACACUGCGAAACGCGGCGUUGCAGGCCAGGGAUGGAUCUGGGCCGGCUCCCAAGAAUUUGGUUUGGGAGGCUGUUAACACCCAUGGAUGAAUGGGGACGACUUCAGCGGAGCUUCGUGUGAUUUUGCUGUCGCUGAUGGUUUGGUUGAUGAAGGUGCUUCGAUACAGUUUCAUAGAGGCUUCUGGAGUUGUUUUCUCUUCAGAAUUGGGGUUUUACUUUGGUAAUCUGCGUAACAAUGGUUUCCGUUAACGUUUGGCAUAGAUUGCUGAAAUAGAAUUUCAAUUUUUGAUUGGAGAACAGUGCUAAAAGAACUUGGUAAACUGUAUUUAUAUUUUGUUUGGUGGGUAAUCCUUGGAUCUAAAAAGAGAAUAAUUGAUUUGCAAAUUGGUUAGAUGCUUCGGAUACUCGUUGUCUUGGUAGCGGGUUUGGCUAAUCUCAUUUUGGAAAUCGUUAAGAAAGAAACGACUGAUACUGGUCAUGCGUGGUUAAGUAUAGUACUCAUUCUUGUUAUGUUCAGCACUUCAUGCUUGAGAAUGAGAUGUAAACACUGUUUAUUUAUUUAUUUAUUUUGCUUUGGUCUUUGGCAGUUUUAUUUCAUUAUGUGCCCGAUGAUCUCUCUAUUACUACAUAACCAUCUGUGUUAUGCCUUGGAAUUCAUUGUCAUUUGGAGCAAGUAAUGUACUCUAUGUUAAAUUUUCUGAAUGUCA